This is a messenger RNA of Nerophis lumbriciformis (worm pipefish), 2813 nucleotides long. RefSeq lists its product as uncharacterized. Gene Ontology annotation, molecular function: lipid binding. The record is from RefSeq and is a predicted model, not a curated record. Lineage: Eukaryota; Metazoa; Chordata; Actinopteri; Syngnathiformes; Syngnathidae. Gene Ontology annotation, cellular component: membrane; extracellular region. Gene Ontology annotation, biological process: lipoprotein metabolic process; lipid transport.
CACAGCUAACACGGGUGUACUUAAUUUCACAUCAAUGCUUUCUAAACACGAGUUUAGCUUGUGAGAGGACUCCCCAGACGACUUGCUAAUACUAAGACCUCCAAGAGCACCAACUCGGACUUGUGUGUGAAAUCAGAGUAGACGCGAACAAGUCCGGUGACGUCACUCUUUUACAGGUCGGUCAACUUCUGCCCAACCAGUUUGACGGCUGUACUGCGUGAGGGAAGUGAAGCGUUGCGGUGGCGCUGUGGAUCAUGCUCAUUUCCUGACUCAACUAAAGGCUUGAAUAUGUUUCGCAAAGAAAAGCGCUCAGCACCCACUGUUCCCUCACUUCCACCGAGAUUGCCCACAGUUCCAUCACUUCCACCGAGAUUGCCCACAGUUCCAUCACUUCCACCGAGGCCCAAUGAACAGGAUCUGGACAAUCCAAUCACACACAGCUCUGAAGUACAAGACUCAGGCGGAACCCAGCAGACACCCUCCACGGUUGGCAAAAGUGCCACUGAAGACUUGCCAGAUGUAGGAACAAAUCCCACACCGAACCCUGGUAUGCUUAAAGGGGUCAUGCAGAAGGUAAACCCAUUCAAGACUUCCUCUCAAGUCCCUGAAACUGGAGGGUCUGAGUCAUCAGGACAGCACCCGGGAAUGUUUAAAGGGAUGAUCCAGAAAGUCAAUCCAUUCAAGUCUUCAACACAGGCACCAAAGCAUGAGCCUCAGGAUGCAGAGCCCCAAGAGCCCAGAGACGAAUUCAAUGAAAAAGAGAAACCAGGAAUGAUGGCAGGUGUAUUACAUAAAGUCAAUCCAUUCAAGUCUUCAACACAGACACCAAAGCAUGAGCCUCAGGAUGCAGAGCCCAGAGAUGAAUUCAAUGAAAAAGAGGUACCGAAACCAGGAAUGAUGGCAAGUGUAUUCAAAGUCAAUCCAUUCAAGUCUUCAACACAGACACCAAAGCAUGAGCCUCAGGAUGCAGAGCCCAGAGAUGAAUUCAAUGAAAAAGAGGUACCGAAACCAGGAAUGAUGGCAAGUGUAUUCAAAGUCAAUCCAUUCAAGUCUUCAACACAGACACCAAAGCAUGAGCCUCAGGAUGCAGAGCCCGGAGAUGAAUUCAAUGAAAAAGAGAAACCAGGAAUGAUGGCAGGUGUAUUACAUAAAGUCAAUCCAUUCAAAUACUCACAGCCAAAGGACACGCAGCCUCUCCAGCGUGACGUCUCAUCCAGCGAAGAAAGCCUGGUCGAUAACAACAACUUGCCUGAGAAGCCGAAGAGCAGAGGGCUGAAGGGGUUUAUGCACAAAGUCAUACCAUCAAGGUCGAGCACACCGAUGUCACAAGAGGAUACUGUGGACUCUGAUACAUCUCUGAAGCAGGAUGUCCAACCAUUGGCGUGCAGCUCUGAGAGUUUAAAUGAUGGCGCAGUAGAGACACAUUCUGUUUGGUACGUAGAUGAUCCCAGCAACUGUGAGUUGAAAACUCAGCCAAAUGAGAAAAGAAAGACCUUCAGAAUCAAAAGAAUUAUUCCAAGUGGGCUUUUUCGAGCAAAGGACUCAAACGCAUCGGCCGACACACAGCCUUUGCCACAGGAGGUGGAGGUCCAAACACUGGAGAUGGUUGAAAUGACUGCACUCAAUGAUGGAAGCUCCUUAGACCCUUUGGAGGAUGAAGAUGGACUACUGGCAUGGUGGAGAACAGUCGAUGGCUGGACUGAGUGGAACGAGGCCACCCAGAAUAAUGACGCUGAGGAGAUAGUGGAACAAGCGGCCGAUCGUGUCUUCAUGGCGGCUCGGCUCUUUGUUCGCCUUUUCAACCAUCGUGGCGCUUCUCUGCAGCAGCGCAUCCUGGAGCUCGUCACGCUGGCUGACGCCGCUGACAACUUUCACAAGAAGACUGUUAAGGCCAGCAUCGGUGGUGGUGUGGCCAGCGUGGCAGGCUCUAUUACCACCAUCACCGGUCUGAUCCUGGCCCCGUUCACGGCAGGAACGUCGCUCAUUGUCACAGCUGUGGGUAUCGGCGUUGCCACAGCGGGUGGCGUAGCCUCUGCCUCCGCCAACAUCACAGACACGGUGCAUUCGAAGACGGAUCGUAAGAAGGUGGAAAAAAUGAUCCAAGACUACCAGGAGCAGAUCAAUGACAUCAAAGAGUGUCUGGAGUUCUUGCAGGAAGGGAUGGACACUCUUGAGGAGUGGAACUUUGAGCAGUACGCCGAGAGCAUCUCCAAAAAACAUCUCAACCAGAACGUCAAACAUGUCAUGAAGGAGGGCGGCCGGGCUGGCAAAGCUUUGGUCAUUAACACAGAAAGCCUGAUCAACACUGUCCAGGUCCUCAGUGUGGCGGGUGGUGCUGCCAAAGCAGCCCAGGCGAUGAGCAUCACCACUGGGGUCAUGUCGGGCCUCUUCCUGGCACUAGAUCUCUUCUUCUUGGCCAAGGACUCUGCAGAGCUGAAAAAGGGUGCCAAGACUGAGUUCGCCGCGAAAAUCAGAGAAGUUUGCAAAGACCUACAGGAUGGACUCCUGGAGCUGAACCGCAUCAAGGAAGAGCUGCAGAAGACGAUGGAUGGCAUCGAGGUGGAAGUGGAAGAAGAGGACGAGGAGAUUUUGAAGUCUGAUCUGAAGAAACUCAUUGAGCUGGAAGAUUGACGAAACCAAAUCAAAUGCCUUAAUCCUGUUCUUGAUUUUAACCAGGUAAUGGCAUUGUAGAACCUCUGACUAGUUCAAUGUUUUAAAUAUGCAACUAUUUAUAUUUUAAUAUUCUGAUUGUGUAUUUCAUUUGUUUAGUUUCUUUCAACAAAAUGUGCUAAAUUAAAGUGCCUCAGCCAGCA